GCUCAGGAUGACGAGUGUAUAAUGGAGGAAAGUGACGUCAUCACAGAUGUGCGCCAUGUUUGUCUUGGUGCCAUAGACCUAGUCACAAAUCCAUCUGUCGAGGAAAACAACGGAAAUGAUGACGGCUUCAGCCUGCAAGAUCGUCUCCGACGACUGAGGACUAGAACAUCGAUAAUGUUCCGAAGUCUAAGGUCUCUCAAAAUCCAUUUUCAACAUCGGGUAGAUAAUGCUUGUAUGGAUGAAGGAUUUAUCAGUGAUAUAAACCGUCCAUGUCUGGAGCCUCUCGACUUCGGAAGUUCACAGUUAUCGCCUAUUCACGAUGAAGCACAGUUGCUGCGUCGACUCGAACAGGAUUAUACAUCCCUAACGAUGGUUGCCGGGGUAAUGGAACUUAUGCCUGAGGACAGUGUCACAGAACAAGCAACGACAAUGACAGAGGCAAAUGUCAGCGUACAGAGCACUCUCUGUGAACUGUUCCUUACAAUAUUGAAAAUAAGGCGCAAUGCUUAUUUAUCAGGACAACUUUUGGAAAGCCACGUGAGCGGAAGUGGUUUGUACAAUGCCGUCGUUCCAUGGUGCUCAGUUAGAAGCAUGGUGUGCCGCGACGAAAGGAAUUUUAUCAUAUUGUCACGGAUUGUGCGAUUUGUCGGUAUAUUUAAAAGCACAAUGAGGGCAAUAGACAUUUGAUGACGUGACGUUGAUCAAUUAUCAUUAUAUACCUCAGAUUUUUUACCCAAUUUUAUAUCAUUCCCAGUGUUAUUUUUUCUUAAAAUUUGUUUUUU
Molecule: messenger RNA, 782 nt
Organism: Pecten maximus
Lineage: Eukaryota; Metazoa; Mollusca; Bivalvia; Pectinida; Pectinidae
Exons: 3
Coding region: 22-687 (221 amino acids)
Source: RefSeq, a predicted model, not a curated record